ACAUACAGCUGUGAUGAGUGUGGGAAGGAUUUUACUCGGAAUGACGGCCUAAAAAUACACCAACUCAUCCACAGUGGAGUUAAACCUUACAGCUGUGGUGAGUGUGGAAAAUCUUUUACUCAGGCUGGAAGCUUAAAAAAACACCAACUCAUCCACAGUGGACUUAAACCUUACAGUUGUGACUUGUGUGGAAAGUCUUUUAACCGGGCUGGAAGCUUAAAAUUACACCAACUCAUCCACAGUGGAGUUAAACCUUACAGCUGUGAUGAGUGUGGGAAGGAUUUUACCUGGUCUGAAAGCCUAAAAAGACACCAACUCAUCCACCGUGGAGUUAAAGCGUACAGCUGUGACUUGUGUGGAAAGUCUUUCACCGAGGCUGGAGGCUUAAAAAAACACCAACUCAUCCACAGUGGAGUUAAAGCGUACAGCUGUUACUUGUGUGGAAAGUCUUUUUCACGGGCUGGAGGCUUGAAGACGCACCAACUCAUCCACAGUGGAGUUAAACCUUACAGCUGUGACUUGUGUGGAAAGUCUUUUACCCAGGCUGGAGGCUUACAAAGACACCGACUCAUCCACAGUGGCGUUAAAGCAUACAGCUGCGACUUGUGUGGAAAGACUUUUACCCAAGCUAAAGACUUAAAAUCACAUCAUGUCAUCCACAGUGGAGUAAAACCGUACAGCUGUAACUUGUGUGGAAAUUCUUUUAGACGGGCUGGAGGCUUAAAAAAACACCAACUCAUUCACAGUGGAGUUAAAGAGUACAUCUGUGGCUUGUGUGGUAAAGCUUUUGCUCAAAAUGGCCACUUGCAGAAGCAUCUAGUUACCCACUCUGGAAUUAAGGCGUACAGCUGCGACUUUUGUGGAAAAACUUUCAACGACAAACACAACCGAAAUAGUCACCUACGGAUUCACACUGGAAAUGAUGUUUACUGCUGUGAUCAGUGUGGGAAACUGUUUGCAACAGACGCACAGUUAAAACAACACAUGUUUAUCCAGUUCAUUGCCACCGGGGGCUCCUUUAUGACCAUCGCAUUCAGUUUCAGAGUUGGUGUGUCCACAGUGAGCCAGAUCAUCCCCCAGGGUCACUAA
This is a messenger RNA of Maylandia zebra (zebra mbuna), 1089 nucleotides long. The record is from RefSeq and is a predicted model, not a curated record. NCBI's taxonomy places the organism in Eukaryota, Metazoa, Chordata, Actinopteri, Cichliformes, Cichlidae.